AUGCAGCAAUCGUCGGAAUCACAAACACCCUCAUCAGCUGUAUUAACUUCUCUUCCGACAGCAUCUUCAAAUUCAUUUACUAAGAAGGAAUGGUCUCAACAAGUGAUGAAAAAGACUUUGGUGGGAGUGGGAAUGGCAGCAAGUGUUGGUUUAGUUUUAGGAGUGAUGAGAAAACGAGGUGUUUUAAACAAUUCCCCAUUUUUCAAACAAUGGCAAAUCGGAAUGAAAUUACGAAAGAGUAAGAAUAUUGGCAAUGGCAUUAAUCAAAAUAGUUCUGGCGUGAUACCUAACGCCUCUGUAUCGGAGACAGCUACGAUUGAAAUGGUACCUUCAGUUUUUAGAACUACCAUUGCGUUUGCUGGAAAUAUCGGACUUUCAUGUUAUCUGUACUUUUGUAUUGAAGAAUAUUUAACGUUGAAACAAAUUGUUCCUGAACGAUGUUUGGCACAUUUUGUUACUGCUUGUGGAAUGUACACGACGGCGAGUUUUACGAAGAAAUUGUUGAUGAAGGGUCUGGGACCGAAUGCAGCACUAACCAUACCAUAUUAUUUGGUGAGGUCUUUAACUGGAGGGUUGACUGCUGGAUGUGUAGCACUAUGUGCUUCUCUUAUUGGUUCAUCAAUUUCCUACAAUUUUCAAUUGAAAAAGCUGAAAAGAAACAUUUCAGAAGAAGAAUACUUGUCGUUGGUUGGUGUGACAAAGGAAGAAGCUCAAAAAACACUCACAGACAAACUGAUGGAGCGACUUCCAGUUUGGUUGAAAACGCCUUCUGCUCAAGAUCGAAAUUUGUUGGAUGAGAUGAAGAAAUUUCACUCUCUCAGACAGCUAGAACUUUCCUUAAUGCGAAAGAAACAAGAAGCAGGUGAAGAGCAAAAAUGA
Naegleria lovaniensis is the source of this 879-nucleotide messenger RNA. RefSeq lists its product as uncharacterized. NCBI's taxonomy places the organism in Eukaryota, Heterolobosea, Eutetramitea, Acrasida, Naegleriidae. The transcript has a single exon. Bases 1 to 879 code for a protein of 292 amino acids. The record is from RefSeq and is a predicted model, not a curated record.